This is a messenger RNA of Serinus canaria (Common canary), 4458 nucleotides long. RefSeq lists its product as uncharacterized. NCBI's taxonomy places the organism in Eukaryota, Metazoa, Chordata, Aves, Passeriformes, Fringillidae. The coding region runs from base 1323 to 2234 and encodes 303 amino acids. The transcript is spliced from 2 exons. The record is from RefSeq and is a predicted model, not a curated record.
UCCAGAUUGGGGCAGAUUAGUGGAAACACGUCCUUCCCCAUCUGCCUGGACAGUGCUGUGCCAGCUCCCUGACGGGCUGCCUGGAGCCAGCUUGGGGAAAGCACACAGGGACUUUGGCCUGCCCCCUGAGCCCCCUGGCCAAGCUGAGUAUCCCCAGCCCCUGUCCCUCAGGAGAGUCCCUGAUCCCUGGUGGUGUCACCUCCAGCCCCUCCAGGUCUGUGCUCAGCAAGGACUGCCCAUCUCCCAGAAAUAUCCCAACCUGGCUAAUUAGAAACAUCCAUAAGCAAACAGGAGAAAUCCUUACUGACAAUCCCACUUUUUUUUGGCAGAGAAGAACCACCUCUGAAGCAGAGGAAGGACACACAGCACUGUCCUGGGUGUGGUGGUCCCAAACCACCAGAGUUUCAAGUGAACCCUGCUGAGGACUGAAAUCCAUUUCUGUGGGGUUUCCCCCCUGUGCAAACCCUUCCCUGCUAUCAGGAGCUCCACCCUGCUCUGUUUGUGCCUCAAUUUCCCCAAGGCAUGAGGGUAGCGUCCCUGUCUUGCUUUUCCUAAAGGAAUCAUGAAAAGCAGAGAGUGUUUUUCCUCCCUCUGAAGGUUUGGGUUAAUUUGUGAUGAGGGAGGAAGGAAUGUGAGGACUAAGGAGCCUGGUGCGUAGGCUGUGAGGGGUGAAUUAAUUCUCAUUAAUUCUGUGUUUUUGUAAGGACGAGGCAGCUUGUGGCUGAUUCUCUUCCCUGCCUCAGUGCAGGAGCACCACAGCCCUGUGCUCAGCAAGGACAAGGGUGAUGCUCCAGCCCAGCUCUUUCUCCUGGAUAAAUCCAGCUGCCAUCAUCAUGCUGGGAGUUUUGGCCUCUUCUGCACUAAAGAACCAAACUCAGCCUCUCUCCUACAGCCUUGGGACCACAGAGCACCUUGGGCCACCAGGGGAUACCCUGGUUUGGUGACACGAGGACCUGAAUGCCCCCAGGAUGUUCUGAGGGCUGGGUGCAGCCAGGGCUGCCCACCCACAUCCCCCUCCCCAGCCAAACCUUCCUGCCUGCCCGCUGGGCCAGCCCAGGGAACAUCUGAGCUUUGGAAAAUAAGGAAGGAAAAGCAGAUCUCAAAGCCUGUGCUGGUUGCAAAGCACCGGUGGCAUUUCUUAUGCAGGGCAUAUAAAUAGAUGUUUUUUGGCUUUUUUCCCCCUCUGUUUCGGUGAUGAGCCACUGCAGGGGGCUCUGAGCAUGCUUUGCUUGGUUCCCAUCACAGCUGCUGUUUCUAUCCUGCAUUUCCCUCGGCUCCAGGAGCUGCUGGGGUGACUUUGUGCUCGGGCAGCAGCUCCUGCCAUGAGCUCGGGACACUGGGAGGUCCACAUUCCUUCAUGGAAAGGGACUGCAUGCAAAUGGGAUGGCAGCUGGGGCUCUCCAAACACAGGGCCUUCUUUGAGAGCCCAAAAAGCACAUUCUGAGUCGCAGCUUGGUGACAAUGCCCUAAUCCAGAGGUUCCCUACUCCUGUUCCUUUGUCAUGUGUGGGGUAUGCGCUGUACAGAGUAAAACUGAUGCUAACAAGCCACAGGAGCUGUGCUCCCACAGCUUUAGCUUUAUCCACCCCCGUCCUACCCCCUGCACAUCACUUGGGGGCUUGCCAUCCCUGGAGGGGUCUCACUGCACUCAGUCAGGAGGGUCGGGAUGGUCCAAACCUUUUGGUGCCAAAAGGAGAAGUGCCCUCAUCCCUGGGCACCAAAAGCCACCACCUCCCUCCCUCUGGCCUCAGGAAAAGCUGGAGCCACCAGCUGCCCACACCAGCCACCCCUUCAGAGAGAGGGCUUUGGGGUCAGGGGGUGUUUGGCCACUUCUCCUUUUGCCUGGAGGUGAUUUCCUUCCUGUUAUCUAUCCCAGAGCCUGGCGCCUGCUGCCAGACUGGUGUUCUGUUCCCUGCUCCAGCAUCCCCCUUCUCCCUGCUUCCUCCAGGCUUCUCCCUGCUCCAGCAUCCCCCUUCUCCCUGCUUCCUCCAGGCUUCUCCCUGCUCCAACACUCUCCUUCUCCCCUGCACCAUGCUCACCCUCACCAGGGCUCCCCAUCUCUGUCCCCAUGACUGGAUGCUGGAGUCACAGCUGGGGUGUGCUCUGCCAGAUGUGCAAACCCACCCUGCUGGCCCCAUCCUGUGCUCAGGGGCUCGGUUUGGCUGCACUGGGGUGGGAAAGGGAGGUGGGGAAGUGGGUGAAGGUGAGGGCAGGAUGAGAUGUCUCCCCUUGUAGCUUGCUGCAUGGAGUGACAAGGUGGCAACGGAGCCCACAAACUCCUACAGUGGGGGGAAAACCUCAGGAAAAGGUCUUCAAAAUGCAACAAGUUUGACAAGGAGCUGAGCCGUGGGGAUCUCAGGAUUCCCCAGGAGCCAGGACAGAGGGGAAUCAGCUCCCUGCUCAGUAGGACCAGCUCAGAACAUCCAGGAAAAUCACUGUGAUUCCCAGUGCUGUAUCCCCACUUGAACACAGCCCAGCCGCAGGCUCUGCUCCCGCUCUCCUUUCCCAGCUGACCCACCUCGAUACCGGCAUUUGAAGGGCAGGAAUUUCAAAGGGGAAAAAUGCAAAGGAUCCCGCACCAGGCUGCAUCCCUCCCGGAGCUUCCAGGCAUGGAAACUGUGCUCCCCACCUGGCAGCUGAGCGCACACGGCACCCGGGCUGGAGGAACACAACUCCCACAGAAGUCUCACUUCGGAGCCAGCACAGCGGGCACCAGCUGCUCCUGAGCAUCCCCGAACACCCGGCACGGCUGGAGGCAGCCGCGCUCCUCGCCCUGCCCGCAUCAGCCUCCCGCUGUGGGGAAAGGCAAACGCAGACGCCUCAAAACGCAACGCUCCGGUUUUCAUCCCAGCACCGAAACUCGGCAAUUUAAGAUUGCCACAUCCCAAAAGCUGCGGCUUCCUUUGGAGAAGCCCCGCAGCCGGAGAUGCUCAGCGCGCCGGCACCUCGUGAAUUAGGUACCAAACCACCCCGGAGAGAAAAAUUGCUUUAGAAAGCUGUUACCUGGAUCAUUUUCCCGAGCCCCUGUGCUGCUGCCAGGGAAGGAUCUGUGCCCAAGCCACACAAAACCCCCCUACAUGCCUGGCCACCAAACCAGCUCAGCAAGAGAAGUUCCUAAGCACCGAUGAAAGCAGAGGAGCAAACCGACCACAGUAACUCCGCCUCAGCCGCGGGGAUAUUCGGAAAUCGUUUGCAAGGAGCUUUAUAGAAAAUAGACGAUGGAGUGGGUGCAGCUUUCAAUAUAUUUGCUCUAGGAUAUAGUAACAGGCACUAAAGCAAACACGGGCGGGGGAAUUAGGGCGGGAGCUUCUGCUUGGCUCGUUUUAAAUUACAAAGUGCCGAGACAGCCAGGUCUACGCUACAUUCUAGAGUCAAAGGGCUGCCCCCGCGUGCCCCGGGGACCAUGCACGCAGCCGGCGGAGGCGUUUCCUACAGCUGCAUCGCCUUGUGCCUAGAACGAGCUGGAAAUGUCACUGAACAUAACCUAAUGGAUAAACGGGCUCGGAAGAGCACGCCGCUACCCGGGGGGAGCAGCUGGACGUGUUCUUCUCUUUCCAGCAAAAAGGGAAAAAAAAAAGAAAAAGAAAUCGAGUUAAACUUUGCGCCUGUCAAAUAGAAAUCUAAUAGGAAAGAGAGCUGUACAUGGUCAAAGUCAAGUCGAUGCUCCAGGAACGUCCAGGACAGUUUCAGGGCUGCGAGCGGCUGCGGGCACGGAGCUCAUCCUGCAGGAGCUCGGGAUGGCAGAUGGAGCCCCGGAGAACAAAGAGCUAAUCCCGAGUGACCUGACAUCAUCCCCGCACGGAGAACAAGGUGUUGAGCCGGGCUGCCGCUGAGCACACCUAUUAAACGCGCCCUCUCUGCCAUGAAUUAUGCAUCUCCGCAUUUCCAUUUCCCCACUGCCGCUCCUUUGAUGGAAUUCUCCUCGGCUGAUAAGGAUUAAGCCACCUUCUCCGAGGCGCAGCGCUGUGCUCCAUCAGCCGGGGGUGAGGAUGCUGCUCCGACGUGGGAAAUGGGGAGGAAAUGCAGGCCAAGGCUGGAGCCCGGCUGGGAAAGGCUUGGCAGAGCUCGGGGGGUUGUUUUGCACAAGGUGAGGGUGGGCUGAGCGCUGGCACACCUCACCUGCCAGCUCCUCCUCCCAACAGUCACUGACAUAUUUUAUAAAAAUCCUUCUCACCAGGAUCUUUUCUCCUGAGAAGCUGGGAAGUUUCAGCUUCUCCAUGUUUUGCUGCUUUGGAAUGCGAUUUGGAGAAUUGUUUACCCAGCAGGUGAAUUGUUUUUACUUGAUGACCAAUGACAGCCAGCUGUGUCGAGGCUGUGAGCAGUCACAAGGUUUCAUUAUCAUUCCUUUCCAUUCCAUUCCAUUCCAUUCCAUUCCAUUCCAUUCCAUUCCAUUCCAUUCCAGCCUUCUGGUGUCUCCUUUCUCUAUUGGUUUAGCAUGGUUUUAAAAUAGCAUUUUCUC